Gastrolobium bilobum is the source of this 312-nucleotide messenger RNA. RefSeq lists its product as uncharacterized. NCBI's taxonomy places the organism in Eukaryota, Viridiplantae, Streptophyta, Magnoliopsida, Fabales, Fabaceae. The record is from RefSeq and is a predicted model, not a curated record. Bases 1 to 312 code for a protein of 103 amino acids. The transcript has a single exon.
AUGUCAAGUUAUGCAAAAUUCAUGAAGGACAUCUUGGCAAAGAAGAGGGAGCUGGAGGAAUAUGAGACAGUAGCUCUCACCCAAGAAAGCAGUCAGUAUUACCUCAACAAGUUAGCACCAAAGCUAAAAGAUCUAGGGAGUUUUACUAUUCCUUGUACUAUUGGUAACCAAUAUGUAGGUAAUGCAUUAUUAGAUUUAGGCUCAAGUAUUAACCUUAUGCCUAAAAGUAUUUUCAGGAAGCUUGGAAUAGGAGAAGCACGUCCAACCACUGUUACAUUGUUGAUGGCUGAUAGAUCAAUAACUUAUCCAUAA